Messenger RNA from Peronospora farinosa, 1743 nucleotides. The record is from the annotation of a GenBank genome assembly. Lineage: Eukaryota; Oomycota; Peronosporomycetes; Peronosporales; Peronosporaceae.
AUGACAUGGAAGACAAUACUGUCUCGAUGCACGGCAUCUGUCGCUGUUGUUGCAAUAUGGACUUAUGCGUCUGUUGUAGUAAGUGGUCAGCCCCAUAAGUUGUUAAAGAUUCCACUUUACAAGCAACAGCAGCCGAGUAUGGAACUGCCUCAUCGUCUAGCACAUCAGCAAGCUCGAGCUCAUCGGCGAGCACUGGAAGAGGCAAGCAUAGUGAAUGUAACUUUUGCAUGGAGUGAAUCUUCACUGGGUGUGGGCUACGGCACCCAUUACGCUGAAAUUUACCUGGGAAUCCCGGCACAACGUGCUUCAGUGAUCGUAGAUACUGGUAGUCAUUUGACAGCAUUGCCAUGCAGCACGUGCGCUGGCUGUGGACAGCAUACGGACCCAAUUUAUGAUGUAUCCAAGUCAACGACGGCAGCAUACCUUGCUUGCCAUGAUUUUGAUUCAUGUCGUUCGUGUGAACAAGACCGCUGCUAUAUCAGCCAGAGCUACACGGAAGGCAGCAUGUGGGAAGCUGUCAUGGUAGAUGAGUUGGUAUGGGUAGGAGGGCUUUCAUCACAUAGUGGUGAAAUGGAUGAAGUGCUAAAGACAUUCGGGUUUCGUUUUCCAGUGGGCUGUCAGACCAAAGAGACUGGCCUCUUUAUUACGCAAAAGGAAAAUGGGAUCAUGGGUCUUGGACGUCAUCACUCGACUGUCAUGUCCUACAUGCUGAAGGCAGGUCGCGUAACUCAUGAUCUCUUUACUCUGUGCUUCGCCAGCGAUGGAGGUGAGCUUGUGUUUGGUGGAGUGGAUUACAGCCACCACACGAGUGCUGUGGCUUAUACACCACUGCUCAAGGACAGUUUUGCCUCCUACCCGGUCCAUGUAAGAGAUAUACUAGUGAACGGAGUGUCAUUAGGGAUUGAUGAUAAAACGAUCAAUUCGGGCAAAGGUGUGAUUGUUGAUAGCGGAACAACCGACACCUUCUUUGCUGCAAAAGGAAAUCGCCGUUUCAUGAGAGCGUUCGAACGUGCUGCAGGCGGUCUAGAUUAUACUGAACAGCGCAUGAAACUUUCUGACAAAGAGUUACAAGCCCUCCCAAUUAUAUCGAUUGUACUCUCAGGAAUGAAAGGGGAUGGCAGUGACGACGUCCAGCUCGAUCUCCCUGCGUCAAAAUAUCUUACUAUCGCUGAUGACGGUGGGUCAUAUUCCAGUAACGUUCAUUUCUCGGAGCGUAGCGGCGGAGUUUUGGGUGCAGGUAUUAUGAUCGGUCUGGACGUGAUCUUUGAUACGGAAAACAACCGUGUCGGCUUUGCCGAUUCACACUGUGGAAAACGUCAUAGAAAUACAAGCAGGGUAUCACUAGAUACUGCCGACCAGCGAACCUCCGAAACUUCGACGCCAAUUGCUUCAACUACGGUGCCGAAUGAUAGUAUCGACAUAACCACAAGUUUAUCAGCCGGGCUGAUAACGCGGCAAGCAAGCUCCAAUAUCGGUGCUUUUAUCGCAAAUGUUAUCCUCAUUUCGCUAAUUGGCGUAGCGUUAGGCGUCAUCAUCUGGGCGAAGUGGCGCAUGCGUGCUUGGUCUCGCAUUCCGAGCUCAGCUCCGCCUGCGGAUAUAGAGUCGAUGCUAACCAGCAACGAAAUUGAAAAUCAAACGCCGUUGUCUUCUUCUUCCGAAGGAAGUCCCCUCCGAGCAGCUAGGAAAGCUUGGUCGCCAACGUUUACAAUCGGCCCGAAUAGAGAAGAUGAUGAUGAUGAGUGA